AUGAGCUCAAUUGAAAACUUAAAAGCCCAAGAUAUUCAUGAUGAUCCUUAUUUAGAAUGCAAUGCAAAGAUUCUCAAUGAUGGGCAAAGCACAGAAAGCGAGCAUGAAAGCCAACCAAAAUCUUCCACAAUAGAUUUAAACGAUAAUAAAGUUUCUCCUCAAAAAAAGCGAAGCUUUUUUAGUAAAAUGUGUGAAAAAGCUAUGGGAUUUUUCGAAAAAAAUGAUCAAAAGUGCUAUGAAUGUAUCAUGUGUAAGAAAAUGUUUCCUAAAAGUAAAAUAAUAAAAAAUCCCUGUGGGUGUAUAAGCUGCAAAACAUGUGGACUAUAUGAAAGAGUGGAGUAUUGGUGAAUGAUUGGAUGCUGUAUUAAGGACAGAUGCAGAGUUUGUGGACAUGAGAUAUUUAUUAGAGAAAGAUAA
Blepharisma stoltei is the source of this 417-nucleotide messenger RNA. The record is from the annotation of a GenBank genome assembly. NCBI's taxonomy places the organism in Eukaryota, Ciliophora, Heterotrichea, Heterotrichida, Blepharismidae.